Molecule: messenger RNA, 1272 nt
Organism: Symbiodinium natans
Lineage: Eukaryota; Dinophyceae; Suessiales; Symbiodiniaceae
Source: the annotation of a GenBank genome assembly
AUGGUUGGCCAAAACUCAGCCAGGCGAGCUGCGGGCGUGAUUUUGUCCAUGAUCCAGGAAGAAAAAAUUGCCGGGAGAGCCGUCCUGAUUGCUGGCCAGCCAGGAACUGGCAAGACAGCCAUCGCAAUGGGCAUGGCCAAGGCACUGGGCGAUGACACGCCCUUCACCAUGCUAGCGGGCUCGGAGAUCUUCUCACUGGAGAUGUCCAAGACUGAGGCCCUGACGCAGGCUUUUCGAAGGUCCAUCGGCGUCCGAAUACGAGAAGAAGCCGAGAUCAUCGAAGGAGAGGUCGUAGAGAUCGAGAUCGAGCGCCCGGCGAAUGGCCAGGCAGCGACCUUCGGCAAGAUGACCUUGAAGACAACAGAGAUGGAGACCAUGUAUGAUCUCGGGCAAAAGAUGAUCGAGACCAUCCAGAAGGAGCAGAUUCAGGCUGGGGACAUCAUCACAAUUGAUAAGUCCUCUGGCAAGAUCUCGCUUCUGGGUCGAUCUUUUGCCAGGUCACGUGACUACGAUGCCAUGGGUCCUCAGACCCGCUUCGUGCAGUGCCCCGAGGGCGAGCUCCAGAAGCGAAAGGAGGUGGUGCACACCGUGAACCUUCACGAGAUCGAUGUCAUCAACAGCCGGCAGCAGGGCUUUCUGGCUCUCUUCGCCGGCGAUACCGGUGAGAUCAAGCACGAGGUUCGGGAGCAGAUAGAUGCCAAGGUCGCCGAGUGGCGUGAAGAGGGCAAGGCAGACAUCGUGCCAGGAGUGCUCUUCAUCGACGAGGUGCACAUGCUGGACAUCGAGUGCUUCUCCUUCCUGAACAGAGCGCUGGAGGCAGACUCAGCGCCGAUCGUCAUCAUGGCCACAAACAGAGGGAUCACCAACAUCAGGGGCACAGACUACAAGAGCCCCCACGGCAUCCCCCUAGACUUGCUGGACCGCAUGCUGAUCAUCUCGACUCAGCCGUACACGCAGAAAGAGAUCCGGAAGAUCAUUGACAUCCGUGCCGAGGAAGAGGAUGUGGAGAUGACUGAAGAAGCCAAGGAGCUUCUCACGAAGAUCGGCACGGAGAGCACGCUGCGGUACGCAAUUCACUUGAUCACCUGCUCCAAUCUUGUUGCCAUGAAGCGGAAGGCACAGGAGGUUGACGUUCAGGACAUCCGCAAGGUCUAUUCGCUCUUCGUCGAUGUCAAGCGGUCCGCACAGUUCCUGAUGGAGUAUCAGCAGGAGUUCAUGUUCUCCGAGGUGCAUGAAGAGGAUGCCGAGAUGCCCCAGGCAAAGGAGAGCUGA